Messenger RNA from Meriones unguiculatus (Mongolian gerbil), 3741 nucleotides. It is a transcript of the gene Spem3, whose product is annotated as SPEM family member 3. NCBI's taxonomy places the organism in Eukaryota, Metazoa, Chordata, Mammalia, Rodentia, Muridae. Gene Ontology annotation, biological process: sperm individualization; flagellated sperm motility. The record is from RefSeq and is a predicted model, not a curated record. Gene Ontology annotation, cellular component: cytoplasm.
AUGGGUGAACAAGUCUACCAUGGAGCCCAAGCAUGCUCAGGCACCAACCUCAGGAAAUGCCAGGAUUUGGGAGACUCGAUUCUUCUGCUUCUGGGCAGCUUUAUCAUGCUCAACGUGGGCUUCAACGUGGUCACUCUGCUCUGGAAGCAUCUGAAGUGCUCCCUGCGGAUUCUUUUCCAUCAUUUUUUCCCCAAAGGUGACAGGAGCCCGUGCCCAAGAAUGCUCUCCCGGCUCCACCACCGCAGCUUCCUGCUCGGGGCUGUCAAUCACCUUGACUCUUGGAUACCAGACAGGAAGGACGAGAACCUGUGGAUGCCACCCCCGUGCGGACACGACAGAGCUCCCUCGGAUGCUCCCUGGGAGCUGUGGAAACAGGGGCUGAUGGGCGCUGCGGAAGAUCCUCAGGCCGCAGUCACAAAGAUCCAAGCUGCUUCGUUUCCCAGGCCAGAGACUGCCCCCCAGACUCCAAAGACAAGCAAGCCGGACUCGGCUCCACCCUCUUCACCCCAAGACCGCAAGACUAAGGCAGCAGUUGGCAGUCUGCCCCACGCUCCGGCCCAGGCUGUAACCUUUUCCUCAGCCAGCACCCACGAGCGCCCUGGCACCCAGUCUCAGGCCUCAGAGCGCACUCAGCUCAGGCCUGAGCAUACCUCGGCCCAUACCCCAGCCCUCAGUGAAGCCCCAGAACCAACCAGUGCUUCAUGCCCAGCCCCCACCCCAUCCCAUCCCCCAGCCCAGGUCCCGACCUAUCGUCAGGCCCAUGCCUUGAGUCAGGCCCAGUCCUUCAUCCUGCCCCCUAACCCAGCCCCCACCCCAGCACAGAGUUUAGCCCACAUCUCUGGGCAAAGCUUGUGUCAGGCCCUGUCCUUCAUCCUGCCCCCUAACCCAGCCCCCACCCCGGCCCCCACCCCUGCCCCUACCCCAGCACAGAGUUUAGCCCACAUCUCCGGGCAAACCUCAGCGCAUGCGUUACCUCAGCCCGCAGUCCAGGCUCCUGCAUGUGCCUCCUUCAAGUCCCAAGGCCGUGACCUCGUCCAAAUCCCAGGAUGCGCCCUGACCCACUCCCACGCUGAUGCCCCUGAGCAAACAGCACCUCCAGCCUCAACACGAGCCCCGUUCCAUUCUCUGCUUCCUUCCCAUGCCCAUACCACAGCGCCUAGCCCAGCCUCUGCCCCAGCCUCUGCCCCAGCCUCCAGUGUCCCAGCCCCGGUCCCAGCCCCUGCCUCAGCACGGUUGCAGACCGUGCCCACCACCCAAGCCUCUGCCACCCGGCCUCCCGCUCCCUGUACGCGGGCUAGCUUUGCUCCCAGCUUCUCCACCGGCCGGAUGGUCUACGAUGCCCGCAGAGUGAAGCAGAACCCUCUCCUGAACAACGGCUCUCAGUGCUUCAGGAAGGACGCAAGCAGCCUCUCCAGGACACAGGAGGUGGAGGGCCUGGCCAAUUCUGGCACUGCUGAGCAAACACCAAAGCAGCAAGCUGGGGACAGUGCUGAGCCUCCUGCAGGGUCUAUCCUGGGCUACCUGGAGUUGGGGAACAUGGAAUGGAAGAUCUCAGACAAUGCCAAAGAUAAGUUCCCCCAGCCCAAGACCUUCCCUUACUGCAGCUUUCAUCCUUGCUGCUCUGAGAGGAAAAAUGAUGAGCCCCAGGCCCCAGCCUACCCCAAGAUCCUGGUCUACACCCAGGACACGACUUCUAAACCUUGUCUCCACUCUCCAACCGCGGCUCAGAGCGCACCGCCCGCCAGCCCUUCGCGCUGCACCCUCUCCCUGCCUCUUGUCUCCCCCAGAACCUUCGCUGCUCCUCAGUCUCACCCCCAGAAGCCCUGCAGCUCAGCACAAGCCCCCCCCUUCCUCUCGACCUCUGUGUCUCCUCACACUGUCUCGUCUCCCCACACUGUCUCAUCUCCCCACUCCUCCAUCCCUUCUCAGUUCUCCACCGUUUCCCAAACCUUAAUCCAAGCUCCGAACCCCGAGAACCAAAACCUUAACCAGGGCCUCGGUCUUCAGAAGACGCCAUCCCUUGCCAAGGACUCCGGGGCUCCCAGGACCUGGGGCCUUCCCCAAGAUACAGGCCUCCAGAAGAACCCAAGCCUUACCCCGAGUCCAGGACUCUGCAAGAACUCAAGCCACAACAAGAACUUGGGUUCCUACAAGUUUCCAGCCCAUAUUCAAGAUCCUUUUCUCUGCACAAAUCCAAACAUUCCCCAAGGGUCCUACCUUCAAAAAAAUCUAGAUAUCAAUGAAGAUGCCGGCCUGAGGACUUCCGCUGCUGUUCAGGAUGCCGGCAUCCUUGGGAACUAUCCACCCUCAGGUCUCAUCCAACCUUCCAGCCUCCCCAAAAAUGUAAUAUUUAAUCAGUCAUCUGGCCAGAGGACUUUGAGCUUUCUGCAAGACUCUGUGAUCCACAGGAACACUGCAUCAAGCCAAAACCCUGUAACCAACAAAAAUAAAGAUCUCUGCCCGGCAACUAACCAAACAAAGCCAGACCCCUCUCAAGGUUCCGGAGGUAACAGUGGCCCAAGAGGUGUUCAGCUUCCAGGAGUCUGCAGGGAUGUCGGCCUCACCCCAGCCUCUAGGCCACAGAAGACCCCGUGCUGCACCCAAGAUUCUGAAGCUAACAAAAGCGCAGGGUGCGCCCAGGAAUCUAACGACCCCAAGAGCCCAGGGCUUGACCAAACCUCUUGCCUUCACAAGAGCUCAGGGCUCACACACGUCUCAGAAGACAGCAAGAAUCUAGACCCUAGCCAAGAUUCUGGAAUCUGCAGAGUCCCAUGUUUUAACCAAGACUCUGACUUCCACAAGAGCCGUAGCCUCAUCAAUGCCAAGAAAAGACUGGAUCUUGACCAAGAUGUUGGCAAAGACCCGGACCUUCAGGAGUGCCCAUCAGUGGGUCAAAACCCUGGUCCUCACCAGGCCCCAGCACUUGGCCAAGGCUCUCGCACUAAGCCUCCAGGCCCUACCCAGCAAGCUUGCCCCUGCAAGGACUCAGGCCCCAACGAGAAAGCGGGCUCUGCUCCAGGUACGGACUCUGUUCAAGUCUUGGGUCCACUUCAAACACUGAUGCUGUCAUCUUCCCCAGUGAAAUCCUUUGCAGGUAAGAUGGCUUCUCAGAAGGACGAUGCCAAGCAGCAAGCGUCCUGGACUUCCGUCCCAGUCGGUCAGAGCUCCGGCCCCUCCAAGGCCCAGGUGGCAUCCACUGCCCUGAAAACGUUUUCUGAGGUCCCCGUACUGAUUGAGCUGCAGCCUCCCUCCCGGCCCUUAGGCAGCCAGGACUGGGUGUACCACACUGCAGAUACCGUAACCCCGGCUUGCCAGAAGCAUCGUCAGAUGCCUCCCAAAGCCAACUGGAAGCCCCAUCCCCCUGGUCCAGGUACCCGGAUGGGUCAUGUGGUCUUUGAUUCCUGCCAGAAACCAUUAGUCAACAGCAGGAAGAAGUGUGAAGCUCUGUCUCCCCGGCGUGCGCAGCAAGAGGCACCCAGAAGCUCAGAGGAGGCCAAGAAGGGGGGGUACCAGGGUGUGAUGAGGGCCUUGAGCGAAGAAGGGCAGACGUGCGUCGGGAAUAAAGAGGCGAGAGGCGCGGUCUGCGGCUGCUCGAGGCUCCACCCCAGUGCCGCCAGGGCUAUCAACCGCCACCUUAAAGAGACACCACUGCCCUCCUCUCCUGCACAGCUCUGUGGCCAAGCCUGUCAUCUUCCAGGCUCCAGGGCUGUUUUCUGGGCAAAAAGAAACAGUAGCCACUAG